AUGGAUGUGAAGAGUAGAAAUUAUUUACUUAUGAAUCGCCAAGCAUUGGAAAAAGACAUCAAGACCUCUUAUAUUAUGGAUCGUAUGAUUUCUGAUGAAGUACUGACAUUACAGGAGGAGGAGAAAGUGAAACAACAGAAUACACAGAAGGAGCGAGCAGCUAUGUUAAUAAACAUUAUUCUUACAAAAGAUAACAAUUCAUAUAGAUCCUUUUAUAAUGCUCUGCUUCAUGAAGGGUACAGAGAUCUUGCUGCGCUUCUUCAGGACGGCAUCCCUGCCAUCUCCUCUGGUAAUGGGAAAAGUUCAAUGGAUGGAAUGACUUCAUACGUUAAGACAAUUCUCUGCGAAGGAGGUGUACCACAGAGACCGGUUGUGUUUGUCACUCGGCCAAAACUGGUAGAUGCUAUUAAACAGAAACUGUGCUGCUUGGGAAGCGAUCCAGGCUGGGUCACAGUUUAUGGAAUGGCAGGUUGUGGGAAGACUGUUUUAACAGCAGAAGCUUUAAGGGAUCAUCAGCUCUUGGAAGUUUACUUUCCAGGAGGAGUUCACUGGAUCUCUGUUGGAAAACAGGACAAAGCAGGGCUCCUAAUAAAACUUCAGAAUCUCUGUAGUAGAUUAGAACAUGACUCUACUCUUUCACAAAGGCCACCACUUAACAUUGAGGAGGCUAAAGAUCGUCUUCGUUUGCUGAUGCUACGGAAAUAUCCCAGAUCUCUUUUGAUCCUGGAUGAUAUUUGGGAUUCCUGGGUAUUAAAAGCAUUUGAUAAUCAAUGUCAGGUUCUUAUCACCAGCAGGGACAGGAGUGUAACAGAUGCUGUGGCUGGCAUUAAAUACGAGGUUCAUGUAGAAAGUGGACUAGCACAUGAGAAAGGAUUGGAGAUUUUAUCCCUAUUUGUGAAUAUGAAAAUAUCAGAACUGCCAGAACAAGCUAACUGCCUUGUAAGGGAAUGCAAAGGUUCUCCUCUUGUGAUAUCCUUGAUAGGUGCAUUAUUACGAGACUUCCCUAGUCGUUGGGAAUACUAUCUCAAACAGCUGCAGAAUAAGCAGUUUAAAAGAAUAAGAAAAUCUUCUUCGUAUGAUUAUGAAGCCCUUGAUGAAGCAAUGUCCAUAAGUGUUGAACAACUGAAUGACAAUUAUAAAGACUACUAUAAAGACCUCUCUAUCCUCCCAAAAGAUGUUAAAGUACCUACUAAGGUUCUCUGUAUUCUUUGGGAUAUGGAAACUGAAGAAGUUGAAGAUAUACUACAGGAAUUUGUUAACAAAUCGCUAUUGUUCUGUGAUCGUAAUGGGAAGUCACUCCAUUAUUAUUUACAUGAUCUUCAACUUGACUUUCUUACAGAGAAGAAUCGCAACCAGCUUCAGGAGCUACAUAAAAACAUAGUAAAUCAGUACAAGAAAUAUUACAAACUUAAUACGCCUGUUCCAUCUCAAGAGGAUUGCAUGUACUGGUAUAACUUUCUAGCGUAUCACAUGGCUGGUGCCAACAUGCAGAAGGAACUCCGUGGUCUUAUGUUUUCUUUAGAUUGGAUUAAAGCUAAAACAGAAUUGGUAGGCCCUGCUCAUCUGAUUCAUGAAUACGUAGAAUACAGUUCAAUUCUGGAUCAAAAGGAUAGCACAGUACGUGAGAACUUCCAGGAAUUUCUGUCUUUAAAUGGGCACCUUCUUGGACGGCAGCCCUUUCCUGACAUUGUACAGCUGGGUCUUUGCCAACCAGAGACAUCAGAGGUGUAUCAACAAGCCAAGCUACAUGCUCAAAGAGAAACAGGAACAUUUUAUUUGGAAUGGAUAAAUAAAAAAUCCUUGAAAAACCUCUACCGUCUGGUUGUUCGUCCACAUAGAGAUGCAGUUUACCAUGCCUGCUUUUCUAAGGAUAGACAAAGAAUAGCAUCAUGUGGAGCUGAUAAAACACUUCAGGUGUUUAAAGCAGAAAGUGGAGAGAGACUCCUGGAGAUAAGUGCCCAUGAUGAUGAAAUACUUUGUUGCACCUUCUCUGCAGAUGGUGAAUUUGUAGCAACUUGUUCGGCUGAUAAAAAAGUGAAGGUCUGGAAUUCAAGAACAGGCCAGUGUAAGUGUGUAUAUGAAGAACACUCAGAGCAGGUCAAUUGCUGCCAGUUCAAUAACAGAAGGGGCCAGUAUCUUUUAGCCACCUGCUCAAAUGAUACUUUCAUCAAACUUUGGGAUUUGAACAAAAAGCAUUGUAGAAAUACGAUGAUGGGUCAUGAAAAUUCCGUCAAUCACUGUAGAUUUUCACCAAAUGAUGAAUAUGUUGCUAGCUGCUCAACAGAUGGAACAGUAAAGCUUUGGGAAGCACGCUCAGCAAAUGAACUGAAAAGUAUUGAGAUAAAAGAUUUCUUCAAAAAUGCAGAUGAGCAACCAGAUGAUGUGGAGGUUUUAGUAAAAUGUUGCUCUUGGUCCAGAAAUGGUGACAUGAUUUUGGUGGUAGCCAAAAAUAAGCUUUUGCUUUUUGAUGUUAAAACAUGUGAUUUGUUAACAGAAGUCAUUGUAAGUCAUCACAGUACAAUCCAAUACUGUGACUUUUGUCCUGGUGAUGAGUUAGUAGCAGUUGCUUUGUCUCACUGUUCCGUUGAGUUAUGGAAUAUUAAAUCUUUAUCAAAAGUAGCAUAUUGCAGGGGACAUAUGAGCUGGGUUCACUGUGUGACAUUUUCGCCAGAUGGAUCUUUAUUUCUGACAUCAUCUGAUGACCAGACGAUACGUAUUUGGGAAACAAAGAAGGUGUGCAAGUCUUCUGAUGCUGUGCUAAAAAGUGAACUAGAUGUUGUAUUUCACAAUGGUGAAGUGAUGAUUUUAGCAAUUUACAAUCAGAAGCAUUUACAACUUAUCAAUGGAAAUACAGACAGCGUUGUUAUGCAGACAGCAGCUCAAGAAUCCCCCGUUUCCUGCUGUUGCUUAAGUGAAGAUGUUAAAUUUGCAGCUUUUGGACAGGAGAGUGGAACAAUAAAGGUAUUACAGUUGUUGGAUGGCAAAGUUCUGAAGUGCCAGGAGGCCUACAGGACAUCCGUGCAGCAUUGUCGAUUUACAUCCGAUUGUCAGACUCUCAUUUCAAGUGCUCAUGAUUCAGUUAUACAGGUAUGGAAUUGGCAGUUGAGUGAGUGUGUGUUUCUAAGAGGGCACAAGGAAGCAAUCAAGGAUUUUAGGCUGCUGGAAAAUUCAAAACUCCUUUCUUGGUCAUUUGAUGGAACUGUUAAGGUUUGGAAUAUCACUACGGGAAACACAGAAAAAGAUUUUGCUUGCCAUGGAGGUGCUGUUCUCUCCUGUGCUGUUUCACCUGAUGGUAGUAAAUUUUCAUCUACUUCUGCUGACAAAACUGCAAAGAUAUGGAGCUUUGAAAGUUCAUCUGUUCUUCAUGAGCUGAAAGGUCAUGAAGCCUGUGUGCGGUGCUGUACUUUCUCUCCUAACAACAAAUUAUUGGCCACUGGAGAUGAUAAAGGAGAAAUAAGGAUUUGGGACAUUUUAGCAGGUGCAUUACUUCACUUCUGCUCCCCAGUUACUGUAGACGAAGGAGAACCAACACAUGGUGGUUGGGUAACAGACCUCUCAUUUUCUCCUGACAGUAAAAUGCUUGUGUCAUCUGGAGCCUAUAUUAAGUGGUGGAAUGUAACUACUGGAGAAUCCUUACAAACCUUCUACACAAACGGAACAAACCUCAAGUCAAUACAUGUGUCCCCUAAUUUCAAAGUGUAUGUGACUGUUGAUAAUCUUGGUAUUCUUUAUGUAUUACAGAAGAUGUGAUUAACAUGCUGAACACUGCAAAGAUAAUUCAUUUUUUUGAGCUGGAAACAAAAUUCUGCUAAAUGUUUGUCUGACACUCGUUAAGCUGUGAAUUAUAUUUCA
Molecule: messenger RNA, 3852 nt
Organism: Gavia stellata (red-throated loon)
Lineage: Eukaryota; Metazoa; Chordata; Aves; Gaviiformes; Gaviidae
Gene: APAF1
Product: apoptotic peptidase activating factor 1
Exons: 26
Coding region: 1-3750 (1249 amino acids)
Biological process (GO): regulation of apoptotic process; apoptotic signaling pathway
Cellular component (GO): apoptosome
Molecular function (GO): protein binding; ADP binding
Source: RefSeq, a predicted model, not a curated record